Messenger RNA from Dermatophagoides pteronyssinus (European house dust mite), 3179 nucleotides. Its product is annotated as cytochrome P450 4c3-like. Gene Ontology annotation, molecular function: oxidoreductase activity, acting on paired donors, with incorporation or reduction of molecular oxygen; iron ion binding; monooxygenase activity. The record is from RefSeq and is a predicted model, not a curated record. NCBI's taxonomy places the organism in Eukaryota, Metazoa, Arthropoda, Arachnida, Sarcoptiformes, Pyroglyphidae.
UAAUGAUGGAUACAAUAAUGAGUGAAUGGAAUGUUUUAUUUUUUCAACAAAAUAUCUUCAUAUUUAUACGUUAUGCAAUCAUUUCCAUAAUCAUUUCAUUUCUAUUGCUUCGAAUUAUAAAACUUUGUCGACAAUGGUUAAGAAUUAAAUUAAUGAUUGAUAAAUUUCCGGGAAUUGAUGUUCCAUUAUUGAGAAUUUUAUUGGGAAAUUUGAAUAUUUUAACCAAUGAAAAUUGGUCAACUGAAGCAAUCGUCAAUGGUUUUUUUCAAUUAGUUAAUGGAAUGUCAAAAAUUUUUGACAAUACAACUCGUUUAUGGCUUUCAAUUAUUCCGGCUAUUAUUGUUACUAAAGCAGAUAUUGCUGAAAAAAUAUUAUCCAGUAAUGAUAUUUUUCUGGAUAAAGACAAUUUUUAUGAUAUGCUUAAGCCAUGGCUAAAUCAAGGUCUCCUGACCAGUGCAUCUACUAAAUGGCGUUCACGACGAAAAAUGCUAACACCAGCCUUCCAUUUCAACAUUCUGGAACAAUUCUUGCCCAUAAUGAAUGAACAAGCUAAUAUUUUAUCUCAAGUGAUUCAUGAUCGUCAGAAAAGAAUGGGAAACGAUUAUAUUAAUAUCGUACCUUUGAUAACAAAUGCUACUUUGGAUAUCAUUUCUGAAACGGCAAUGGGAGUAAAAAUUGAAUCACAACUUGGAAAAAAUGGUGAUUACGUCGAUGCAGUUACAAGGUUAGAAAUUUUUUUCAUUUCAUUCGUAUAAUUAAAUUUAUGAAACAGAGUUUUAGCUACGGCUAUGAAACGUAUGAUGCUGCCAUGGCUUCAAUACAACAAAAUAUAUUUCAAUUUAUUUGCCGAUGGACGUAAACAUCGUCAAGAUAUAAAUUUACUUCAUCAAUUCACGAUGAAUGUGAUCAAACAACGUAAAAGCGAGAUUCUUGAACAGAAAAAACAGAACCUUGAUUCAAAUAUCAACGAAUAUGGUCGCCGUUUAGCGUUUAUGGAUCUAUUGAUAGAACAACAUCUGAAAGAUCCGAUUCAUUUUACUGAAUUAGAUAUCCGUGAAGAAGUUGAUACAUUCAUGUUUGAAGGUCAUGAUACCACGGCAAUGUCUUUGAUUUGGACAUUACACUUACUUGGUAAUCACCCUGAUAUUCAAGAUCGAGUUCAUAAAGAGAUCGAUGAAAUUCGUCAACAUUCUGAUGAUUAUAAUGAUGAUAGAACAAUGUCCAAUUGGAGUCAAAAUGAAUUGCGACGAAUGAAAUUUUUGGAAGUCUGUAUCAAAGAAGCGUUACGAAUAUAUCCAUCAGUACCUGUGAUAUCACGUUACCCACACCAAGAUACGGAGAUUGAACCGAAUCUUAUUAUACCAAAAGGAACAUCGAUCUCAUUGGUGCUUUAUAUGAUUCAACGAGAUCCAAAAUAUUUUCAACAACCUGAACGUUUCAUACCUGAUCGUUUUAUUGAAGGUUCUGAACAUUAUUGUGGCCAUAUGAAUCCAUUCGCAUUUGUGCCAUUUUCAGCCGGACCACGAAAUUGUAUUGGACAAAAAUUUGCUUUGCAAGAAGAAAAAACCGUAUUAGCCACUUUGUUAUCCAAAUAUCUUGUUGAAUCCGGUGACAAUGUUGGGGAUGUUGCCGUAAACCCAGCAUUAAUUUUACGACCAAAAUCAUCCGUCAAUAUUCGUUUCAUACCACGUGAUGCAGUGAAUCAUAUUUGUUUGAUGUUUGAAGCAACAAUGAUGGCCACAAUAAUUAGUGAAUGGAAUGGUGUUUUAUUUUUUCAACAAAUUAUUUUCAUAUUUAUACGUUAUGGAAUCAUUUCAAUAAUAAUUUUAUUUUUAUUGUUUCGAUCAAUAAAAUAUAUUCAUCAAUGGUUUCAAUCAAAAUCAAUGAUUGAUAAAUUUCCCGGAAUUGAUGUUCCAUUAUUGAGAAUUUUAUUGGGAAAUUUAAAUAUUUUAUUCAUCGAAAAUUGGACAAAAGAAACGAUCAUUAAUGAUUAUUUUCAAUUAAUUAAUGGAAUGACAAAAAUUUUUGACAAUACAACUCGUAUUUGGCUUUCAAUCGCUCCGACAAUGCUCGUUAGUCGUGCAGAUAUUGCUGAAAAAAUAUUAUCCAAUAAUAAUGUUUUUUUGGAUAAAGAUAAAUUUUAUGAUAUGCUUAAACCAUGGUUGAAUGAAGGUCUUUUGACCAGUGCCUCUAAUAAAUGGCGUGCCCGUAGAAAAAUGCUAACACCAGCAUUCCAUUUUAACAUUUUGGAACAAUUUUUGCCGAUAAUGAAUGAACAAGCUAAUAUUUUAUCUCAAGUAAUUCAAGAUCGACAGAAAAUGGCAGAUGACAAUUAUAUUGAUGUCGUCCCAUUGAUAACGAAUGCUACUUUAGAUGUCAUUAUAGAACAACAUAUGAAAGAUCCAAUUCAUUUUACUGAAUUAGAUAUCCGUGAAGAAGUUGAUACAUUCAUGUUUGAAGGUCAUGAUACAACAGCAAUGUCUUUGAUUUGGACAUUACACUUACUUGGUAAUCACCCGGAUAUUCAAAAUCGUGUUCAUAAAGAGAUCGAUGAAAUUCGUCAACAAUCAUAUGAUAAUAAUGAUAAUCAAACAAUGUUCAAUUGGAGUCAAAAUGAAUUACGACAAAUGAAAUUUCUUGAAGCAUGUAUCAAAGAAUCGUUACGCAUAUAUCCAUCAGUACCUGUGAUAAUGCGUUUCACACAUCAAGAUACGGAAAUUGAACCGAAUCGUAUCAUACCAAAAGGAACAACAGUCGCAUUGAUACUUUAUAUGAUUCAACGAGAUCCAAAAUAUUUUCAACAACCGGAACGUUUCAUACCGGAUCGUUUUAUUGAAGGUUCUGAACAUUAUUGUGGUCAUAUGAAUCCAUUCGCAUUUGUGCCAUUUUCAGCCGGAUCCCGUAAUUGUAUUGGACAGAAAUUCGCUUUACAAGAAGAAAAAAUUAUGUUAGCCACUUUGUUAUCAAAAUAUCUUGUUGAAUCCGGUGAUAAUUUAGGGAAUAUUCCUGUAAAUGCUGCAUUAAUAUUAAGACCAAAAUCAUCUGUCAACAUUCGUUUUAUACGUCGUACAUUUGACUGAUUAUUUAAAUAAAAUAUUAGAAAAUAUAAAAUUUCAUAUUAAUAUUGGUUUUUUAAAAAACAAAGGAAACGACAAUAUCAUCAAAUUAAAUAAAUAGAA